CAUGAGUCUUUUGAAGAUCCCCUUCCUCGUAGCCUCAGCCAUUGGCGUCCAAAUUUCGUUCACUACUUCUUCUCCGCCACCGUCAUCUGAAGAGAAGCUGAAGCCCACCAUCUUAGAAUCUUCCUUUAGCUCCGCGGCCAACAUCAUUGCCAUGCAUAUAGAUCCCUCGAAAAUUCCGGGGGGGAUCUACGGCGCCCGCGAAGCUGUGCAGCUUCUACGCUCUCUUCAUUCCAUGCCAAUCACUCCCACGUUUCUUGCGUGCAAUCUUGCCAUCGUGAUUGGGGGCAUGUUGAGGUUUUACUGUAUGUCGACGCUAGGAAAGUUUUGGAGCUUCCAACUCAGCAUCAGGAAAGAGCACAAACUUGUGACGAAUGGGCCGUACUCCGUCGUCCGCCAUCCAAGCUACACCGGUUGCCUUCUCCAAUCUGUUGGUAUCAUCGUCAUGUACGGAAGCCCAGGGUCGUGGAUGUGGCAGUCUGGGAUUCUACAAGUGCCUUUUAUGACAGCGCUAGCGGUCGUUGGCUGCCUCAUAUAUACAUUAGCUGUCUGGGUUUCCAUCAACCGACCUGCUAUAGAGGACAAGAUAAUGCAACGUGCUAUGGGAGAGGAAUGGGAGAACUGGGCGGAGAAGGUGAAAUAUCGAUUGCUUCCUGGGGUCUAUUAAUUAUCUACAUAUCGAAUGCUGUGUUUGCUUUCCGUACCGUAUUGUGUUGAUUUGUAUUCUAUAGGAGUUGAUUGUAUGUCACUGACGAGGCAUAGGUAUGAUGACACGAGGUUCGACGCGGCAUGAAUGAGCUUCGACGUGGCAUGUGCCAUGGUUGACUAUAGGUAAGUGUGAAUGUUGAUAUUAGUACAGAGAC
Suillus plorans is the source of this 860-nucleotide messenger RNA. Its product is annotated as Isoprenylcysteine carboxyl methyltransferase family-domain-containing protein. The record is from RefSeq and is a predicted model, not a curated record. Gene Ontology annotation, molecular function: protein C-terminal S-isoprenylcysteine carboxyl O-methyltransferase activity. Gene Ontology annotation, biological process: C-terminal protein methylation. The annotation marks the transcript as partial. Gene Ontology annotation, cellular component: membrane. NCBI's taxonomy places the organism in Eukaryota, Fungi, Basidiomycota, Agaricomycetes, Boletales, Suillaceae. The transcript has 2 exons.